AUGCGAUCAGACUCUGCACCUUCAAGUGCCACUCAUUCACGAUCAAAUUCUCAUACCCAUUCGCUCUUAAACUCGGACCUACAAUCUCAACCUCAGGAUGCAGGGUCGAAUCACUUCCACCAGAAUCAAAAUCAGGCCAAUUCAACUGUUCCCGAGCCAGACGAGAAAGAUCUGAUACGUGUGUACUCACUACAACGUGCGGAGAGUGGGCUUGCCAGUGAUUAUAUGAAACGAAAGAAUGUUGUUCGUGUACGGAUGGAGGGUGAGCAGUUCUUGUUGCAGUGUAAAGAUGUUGCCGGUGUCGUUGAGUGGAUCGAGGGCUUCCAAGCUGCAACGAACAUUGCCCUUGACCUGGACGAACGUCCGAUGCCGAAAGGGCCUAUCUUCCCUCGGUGA
Molecule: messenger RNA, 396 nt
Organism: Fomitiporia mediterranea MF3/22
Lineage: Eukaryota; Fungi; Basidiomycota; Agaricomycetes; Hymenochaetales; Hymenochaetaceae
Exons: 2
Coding region: 1-396 (131 amino acids)
Source: RefSeq, a predicted model, not a curated record